ACAGCCGGGGUACCGGCUGUUGGUGCAGCGUGAUUGGUCAACCCCACGUGACUCCCAUGCGUCUCACAAAACGUGCGACCCGAUUGGUCUAUCUGUCACAAGCCCUCUCAGACAGCUGGACUUCUCGUAUUCGUGACGACGCUGAAUUGAAGAAGCCUAAAAAGGUCUUUAAACUCUACUGCUAUCAUGAUCAACUGGAAGGCCCUGGACAACGUGCCCCUCCUCUUCUACAUCCUGGCGCUGAAGACCCUGGUGCUCUGCCUGGGCUUCGCUGCCGUCAAGAUCUACCAGAGCAAGAAGGAGGAGAAGGCCCUGAAGCUCCAGCAGGAGGAACGGCGCAGGCUGGCCCAGAAGACCCAGGAGCUCAUCGACAACAAGAAGGACGACUGAGGGAGGAAGCGGCACGUUAACGGAGCCACUCUUGGGGGCUGGAGCCGUUAACAGUGGCACCCGCCUAGGAUCCAUACUCCAGCGAUCCGCUGCAGACCUGAGAUCAAGCCCAAGUCUUUCGACGGAUGUGGAUCAGUUAGCUUUCUUCUGGAUUGUUCUAGAACCAGUCGAGGAACGUUUCGACAUUUCGUCACCACUUUAAGAAGGACCAAAAAACUUUAUUUUGGGCCUUUCUUAAAGUUCGACAUCAACCGCUUAACAGCGGUUUUUCGCGAUGAAUGCAUUUUUGUGAAGUAUGGCAUUUACGGUUUUAAAAACGAUUUAAAAAAAAAAAUAAAAA
Gadus chalcogrammus (walleye pollock) is the source of this 730-nucleotide messenger RNA. Its product is annotated as small integral membrane protein 11-like. Bases 187 to 390 code for a protein of 67 amino acids. Lineage: Eukaryota; Metazoa; Chordata; Actinopteri; Gadiformes; Gadidae. The record is from RefSeq and is a predicted model, not a curated record. The transcript is spliced from 3 exons.